CUCCCUCUCAGACACACAGAGAAAACGCUCGGGAAGUGUCUGCGUGCACCCCUGGAGCGCCGCGCCGGGCGUGGGACAGCUGAAGGGAGGGGAGGGCUGCGGGACCAGGCUGAGGGAGAACAGGUGGCGGGGGGCGGCUGACGUGUAGGUGUGCAGGGCGAGGGGACAGCUGGGUGGGGCGGGGACCCAGCCUGGCCAGGGUCAGGUGGGAGCUGGGAGGAUGCACCUGAGAAGAAGGGCGGUUCCUUGGGAUCAAAGGGAAAAGGAGCUGCCAGUCCCACAGCGUGAGCUCCCGAGGAAGGAGGGCGGUGCUCCAAACUCUCACUUCUCUCGCAAAAGAAAGACCAUCGCAGCCCUUGCACCUAGUGGAGAUGUACAUUUGCACCCCAGGGAGAAAAAUUUUUAAAACCCACAGUAUCGUCAGGAGAGUCAUCUCUGCACAACAGUCUCUCUGCUUUUUCAAGGUGUCUCGGGGCGACAGGUGAGAGCCUAUGCUCUUCAGUGGCACUUGGGGACCGGCUGGCUGUGCCCGGCAGCUGGCUUAGCUUCCGCAGUUCCAGGUGAACCGUCCUGCCCGCGCCUGGGCGUGGUCGGGGGCGGGACCCGGUUUAGCCCCGCCCACAGAGGGCCCUGCCGCGCCGCUGCGGCUCCGCCCCCCUCCUUCCGUCAUCCGCUUCUUCCGUCGGUGGUUUCUUCCUUCCUGCCUUGUCCCGCACCUUUCGCGACAUGGGGAAGAGCUUCCAUUUCGCCAGCGCCACCUGAGGAUUUCCUGGAGCCGCCACCCCCACCUCCCGCGAUGGAAGACGAUCAGGAGCUGGAGAGGAAAGCCAUAGAGGAAUUGCUAAAGGAGGCAAAGCGUGGGAAAACCAGAGCGGAGACAAUGGGGCCGAUGGGCUGGAUGAAGUGUCCUCUUGCUGGUACAAAUAAAAGAUUCCUAAUUAACACAAUUAAGAACACACUGCCCUCCCAUAAAGAGCAAGACCAUGAACAAAAAGAGGGCAGUAAGGAGCCUGGCAAAAGCCAAGACCAGAAGGAAGCAAGUGGGAAGAAGUACCGAAGUCACUCGUACAAGCGCAGCCUUCACUCGUCCCGGGGCUCCGCAGGCUGCUCUCCUCCACGGAAGCGGACCUCCCGGACCUCCCGGGACAAGUGCGACCCACGGCCCAGCAGGCGAUGAGACAGCCGCAGGGCUAGCCCAGCCCAGCACUGCACCUGCCACUGAGUGAAGCAAGGAAGACAGGGAGGUUGGCCGGCUGGCACCUGAGAGUGACUUUCUCAGUGGGUCCUUUGUUUUAAGGAGGCUGUUGGUACUGUGUGGUUGUUCUUGUUGCUGUUGUUGUUGUUGUUAACGGGAGAAGAAAACUUUACUAAAACAAAUCUUAACUACCUUAUCCUGAAGGUGUCGCGGUGAGAGCAAGCUGACUCGGCAUGGCCCCCGCAUAUCCGUGGUGUCUUUAUCCUACCUUACUUGGAAGUUCGUUUCAAAACAGGCAGUUUUAGAAUUUGAGAUUUUGAGAUUGUUUAAAAACUCCUAGUUUUUUGAUGUACUGCUCUUUUGUGGUCAUUUCCCAGAAUUUCUCAAAAAAAUCAAUAAAAUACUUAGAAACGCG
Mus musculus (house mouse) is the source of this 1610-nucleotide messenger RNA. It is a transcript of the gene Polr1d, whose product is annotated as polymerase (RNA) I polypeptide D. The record is from RefSeq and is a predicted model, not a curated record. Gene Ontology annotation, cellular component: nucleolus; nucleus; intracellular protein-containing complex. The coding region runs from base 797 to 1177 and encodes 126 amino acids. Gene Ontology annotation, molecular function: DNA binding; DNA-directed RNA polymerase activity; protein dimerization activity. The transcript is spliced from 4 exons. Lineage: Eukaryota; Metazoa; Chordata; Mammalia; Rodentia; Muridae. Gene Ontology annotation, biological process: transcription initiation at RNA polymerase III promoter; transcription elongation by RNA polymerase I; DNA-templated transcription.